Oncorhynchus tshawytscha (Chinook salmon) is the source of this 2537-nucleotide messenger RNA. RefSeq names its product protocadherin alpha-8-like. The transcript has a single exon. Bases 162 to 2537 code for a protein of 791 amino acids. Gene Ontology annotation, cellular component: plasma membrane. The record is from RefSeq and is a predicted model, not a curated record. Lineage: Eukaryota; Metazoa; Chordata; Actinopteri; Salmoniformes; Salmonidae. Gene Ontology annotation, biological process: homophilic cell-cell adhesion. Gene Ontology annotation, molecular function: calcium ion binding.
CAGUCGUGAGCUUCGUGGGGAGAAUAACAUUUCAAUUGUAUAUUCUGAAAACACUAUUGGAUAAUGAGCUUUGGUAAUAAUUGUUUAUAUAAUGGAUAGGCAACUGUCACCAUGAAGGAAUAGUGGAAGUGCUGUGGAUUAUUGUUAUUUAUCUUGAAAACAUGGAACAAAGAGGAUGCGGGGCAUGGCUGGAGGGACGGCAGUGGGUCGUCUUAUUAGUUGCUUUGAUUUUCUUUUGGAGCGGGGCUUCAGCUCAAAUAAAAUACUCCAUCUCUGAAGAGGUUAAGGAAGGAACUGUCGUGGGGAAUAUAGCUAAGGAUCUGGGUAUAGAGCUAAGCACCUUAACGGAAAGGGGAUUUCGAAUCGUGUCUGGUUCGACCGAUCCCCUUUUCCAGGUAAACCAGAAUGACGGCAUCUUGUAUGUGAACCGAAAAAUAGACCGAGAGGAGGUGUGUGAACGGAGCAGCGUGUGUUUGAUCAACCUGAAAACCGUUCUCGAGAACCCGCUGGAGAUUCAUUAUGUUGCGGUGGAGGUGUUAGACGUUAACGACCAUUCGCCCAGCUUUCCAGAUAAAGAGAAACGGUUAGAGAUUUCUGAGUCCGCAUUGCCGGGAGCCCGAUUUCAGCUACAAACAGCGCGUGACCCAGACGGUGGAAUAUAUUCUGUUCAACAGUAUAAACUCAGCCACAAUGAUAAUUUCCGUUUAGAGGUUAUGGACAGAGAUGAAGAUGGUAAAAUUCCUAUUCUAAAUCUACAGAAACCGCUAGAUAAAGAAUCAACGAGGACCCAUAGAUUUCUGCUCACAGCUAUUGAUGGAGGUAUACCUCCUAGAUCUGGUACUAUCAACAUAAUUGUCGACGUUUUAGAUGUAAAUGAUAAUAUGCCAGUUUUCAACGAAGAGUCAUACUCUGUAAUGUUGAAUGAAAAUGCCCCUGUUGGCACGACAGUUGUACAAGUAAACGCUACGGAUAUAGAUGAUGAUUUGAACGGUGAGGUUAUUUACUCUUUUGGUAAUAAUGUAAAUAGUAAGUUACGUAAUCUAUUUGAUGUUGACACUAAUACUGGUGAAGUAAUUGUGAAAGGACUGAUAGACUAUGAGGUUAAAGAUCGCUAUGAAAUUGAUAUACAAGCAUCGGACAGGGGAGCCGUUCCCUUGACAACUUACAAAAGCGUAAAAAUAAAAAUAGUUGAUCUCAACGAUAAUGCACCUGAAAUAGAGGUGACAUCCUUUUCUAAGCCAAUCCCCGAAUAUUCCAGAUCCGGAACCACUGUCGCUCUUAUAAGUGUUAAUGAUUUAGACUCUGGUCUCAAUGGGAAAGUUAUCUGUUCUAUACGUGAGGACGUCCCUUUCAAACUAAUGCCGUCUUUACAGGACAACAUGUACUCUGUAGUCACCAAGUCACCGCUGGAUCGAGAGGAAGUAUCUCAAUACGAUUUUACAAUAGUUGCCAAAGACGAAGGCCAGCCUUCCUUGUCAUCUGUAAAGACUAUUAUUAUUGUUGUAUCAGAUGUGAAUGAUAACAGUCCAGAAUUUUCACUGAGUCCUUAUACUUUCUAUGUCACUGAGAAUAACGACCAAGGAGGCUCAGUAUUUUCCGUCAGUGCCUCAGAUCGUGACAUAAAUGAAAACGCUCUUAUUUCAUAUCAUAUUCUGAGAGACAGUGUCGAGGAGAACAAAUGGGCAUCUUUUCUAAACAUAAACUUGGAAAAUGGGAACAUUUUGGCUCUAAAAAGCUUUGACUUUGAAAGGUUAAAAACGUUCCAAUUCCAAGUUGUAGCUACAGACUCUGGAACUCCGUCCCUAAGCACCAACGUCACAAUAAACGUGUUCAUUCUGGAUCAGAACGACAACGCUCCAGUGAUCUUGUAUCCAGUCAGCCCUAACGGUUCCGCUGAAGGUGUGGAGGAGAUUCCCCGUAAUGUGAACGCAGGCCAUUUGGUGACUAAAGUGAGAGCCUAUGACGCUGAUAUAGGAUAUAACGGCUGGUUAUUAUUUUCACUGCAGGAAGUUACUGACCACAGUCUCUUUGCUUUGGACCGCUAUACAGGACAGAUAAGGACACUUCGGUCAUUCACAGAGACAGACGAGGCUGAGCAUAAACUGGUCAUACUGGUAAAAGACAAUGGGAACGUUUCACUGUCAGCAACAGCUACUGUGAUUAUCAACGUUGUGGAGCCCAAAGAGGCGUUUGCAGCUUCUGAUGUUAAAAGUUCAGUAAAAGACGAGGAGGAGAACAGCGUUACAUUUUAUUUGAUCAUUACUUUGGGGUCAGUAUCAACGCUUUUUCUCAUCAGUAUCAUCGUGUUGAUUGCAAUGCAGUGCUCCAAACCCACAGACUAUUCGCCCAAGUAUUUACAAGAUACAAAUUACGACGGGACACUGUGCCACAGCAUCCAGUACAGAUCCGGAGACAAUCGGUACAUGUUAGUUGGACCCAGAAUGAGUAUAGGUUCUACAAUUGUCCCGGGCAGCAAUGGAAAUACUCUAGUGAUACCCGAACACAGUAGACUUGCGUCUAGAGAGGUAAGAUUUUGA